UCGCACAGACUCCGGAGUGAAGCUCAGACAUCUCUCAGCGCCGUUAUCUCCACAUCUCAGCGGAUAUUUACGCUUUGAUUUGUUCACCAAGUUUGAUCAAGACAGUUCACCUUAAACUCUGGACAUGGAGUGACAUCUCCCGCGGAUUUAAGUAUUUACAUCAUCCGUCUCCGGUUCUUCAUCUCAUCCUCCUUUAUUUUUUAUUUUUUAUUUUGUAUUUUCUUUUUUGGGCAUUUCAUGUUCUCUGAUGUCCCCCUGCCACCCUGGGCCCCGGACCUGCAGACAUCACGGACAGAAUAAUACAAGCUACUACUGAGAUGGCUCGUGCGGAGACCAUCGAGACGGUUGGUGAGGGCGGAGGAGGAGGAGGAGGAAAUGGCCUUCUUCCUUCGCACAACACCUGCCACCUGCCUCGCCCUCUUUACGGCCGGCACAGCGUGCUGAUCACCCCCACCGGCCCGGGCCUCCCUUAUCUGCAGCAGAACCACCACCUGGACCCCCUGCAGGUCAUCUACCCGCUGCCUUACACCCACGCUGGGAGCCGAGAUCACCCGUCACCCGCGUCAUCACCAGCAGGCAGCAGGAGGGCGGUCGCACCCAGGGACCCGUCCGGAGGACAGCCAGACCCGGACAGAGAGGACCUCCGCGGUGCCCCGAGUCCAGGGGGGCCUCUGCCCGACCUGCUGCCCCAGAACGAGCGCUCGCCCCGGGCCUCGGGGCGCGGGGGGGGCCGGGGGGAGGCGGCGCAGGAGAUGGAGCUGAGGAGGGUGGCGCGGCGGCUCAAGCUGAUCGGAGACGAGUUCAACGCCGCCGUCCUCCACAGAGCGCACGGCGCCCCCCACUGGCGGGACUGGAGAGACGCCUGCAGGGGACUCCUGAACUUCGUCACCCAGGCGCUGAGCGCUCUGUACCGGCUCACGUAGACCUCCGACCCCCCCAAACCCCCACCCCAUUAGUCACUGGACUCUUCCUGGACGUGUCGGCGCCACCUGUUGGCCGGAUGCGGCUGCUUCCUGUGGAAACUGGACCCCCGUCUGUCCGUCUGUCCGCCUGACAGUCCGUCCAUCAGUCGGUCUGCUGGUCCGGACUCAGCUGAUGGACCGAGUGUCUCAACCCUGUAGAUUCUGUAAUAUGAGUUUGUCCGUGUCCGGUCUCGGGGGGGCGGCGCUCCACGCGGCGGGUGGGAGGCGGCGUGCGUGCGGUUUCCUGGGAGACUUGACGUCUGCGAUAUCAGACAUAAUUUCAAACUGACGCUGCGUCUUCAGCUCUUGAAUUUCAACUCAACCCCCCCUCGUCCGACGUGUCGGUUUCGCUGUCGUGUCUUUGAUUGUGCAGCCCCGUGUCCCUCCAAUCCUUGUAAAACUGUGAAACUGGACGCCGCGGUUGCAUGGCAGGGAAAAAGACCGGGCGAAGCUCACAGCGAACGUUUCCUCCCGAUCCCAAAAACGCUUCAUUCUGUUAUUCAACGUGCCUUCCCGCCUCGGCGCUGCGCCGGGACCCAAACCAUCUCCGACACCACGACAAUCAGCUGCCGGCCCUUCAGGGUCCUGCAGCGUUGGGAUUCCAGCUCCAGCACCGAUCGUCCUGAUAUCUCCAUGUCGGGAGCCUGCAGAGCCACUCGGUCGUCUGUAAAUAGUCUUUUUGGGAGAUCAGUCUGAGUUACCCGACGCUUUGAGAAGUUCCUGUCGGGAGAAGUGUCUGUAUUUCCGAGCGGCCCUCUGCGACAAGUCUGAAUUUAAAUCCAGUGGAUUUGAUGAUUGAAAAAAAAAAAAAACCCAAAUGAUUUGGAUCUUUUGAUUAAGAAGUAUUGGAUGAUGCCUGUAAAAGGACCCCAAGGACCUUGUUUCUAGUGUCAGAUAAAAUAUUAAUGGGUUGUAAUUUAUUUUGGAAAGUAGCGUAUCUGUAGCUUUAUUUUUGUUUCUUUCUGUUCCUUGAAGGUUGUUUUUUUAUUAUUAAUUAUGGAGAUGUAUUUAUUUGUUUUCUUAUGGUUCCCACUCAAAGCUAUGAGUGCCGCUGUACUUGAGUCCUAACUGUUUGAACUGUCAGAGCGGGAGGGGACGCAUCACUCUCAGACUGGGAGCUGGUGGUUCUGGUCCGUGACCCGGUGUGAUCGACACCUUCUCGGUGCUUUAAAGCUGCAGCCUUAUCGUUAUGAGGAACUUUAAUCCUUCUGUCUUUAGUGUUCCAAACACCCUCAACAGUCUGAAAGUGAUGCGUCCAUGAAGCAGCUCAUCAGAGAAGGUGGCAAACACCCAAAUCCUCUUUUCAGACCUUUUUAAAGCACAAAGAAAAUUAAUAAUCAGGCCUCAAAGAGUCAUAGCAAUAUCUGAAGUGGAGUUUAGGAGGACUGAAGUGAAACCCGGCUCACAGGGCCUGUGACGCCCCGGUGGCAGAGUUGCUGUAACAUUCGGGUUCACUCAUUCACUUCAUAUUCCAGCUGUUAUUUGUUUUUUUUUGUCACUCUGCCGGGCCGAGAACCAACUGUUAACCCACUUACUACUGCACUGGUCCAGCCGAACCCGCGGGCGGUCUCAACGCACUUCCCAGUUCCACCAGCAGAACUCAACGUCGGUCUCGUUUGCUGUUUUCAACCUUUUGUAUUGUAAAUUUCUACAUGAAUUUGUACGUUUUUUUUGUACAAUAAAGAUAAGAAUAAAUAUA
This is a messenger RNA of Cololabis saira (Pacific saury), 2661 nucleotides long. RefSeq lists its product as uncharacterized. Bases 318 to 923 code for a protein of 201 amino acids. The record is from RefSeq and is a predicted model, not a curated record. The transcript has 4 exons. Lineage: Eukaryota; Metazoa; Chordata; Actinopteri; Beloniformes; Belonidae.